Messenger RNA from Gasterosteus aculeatus aculeatus (three-spined stickleback), 1523 nucleotides. RefSeq names its product ubiquitin thioesterase OTUB2. NCBI's taxonomy places the organism in Eukaryota, Metazoa, Chordata, Actinopteri, Perciformes, Gasterosteidae. Gene Ontology annotation, biological process: negative regulation of double-strand break repair; protein K48-linked deubiquitination. Gene Ontology annotation, cellular component: nucleus. The record is from RefSeq and is a predicted model, not a curated record. Gene Ontology annotation, molecular function: cysteine-type deubiquitinase activity; ubiquitin binding.
CUCUGCAAACAUCCGGUUCCCACAAAAUGGAAAUACGAUUGCAACAAUGUUUCGACACACAGCUUUGACGCACGUAUAUUCUUGCUCAAACGUGACUGCGUGUUUCUCCGCACAUUGCGCCCGUACUGCGCGGAAAGACGAAGGCAUGUCGUGCGAGUAGUCCGCCCCCGGUGCCCGGCGUCUCUUCGGCUGGUGAAGCGGCUCGUUCCUCGACAGAUGGAGGAGGGCAGCCUGGUCUCCUGCCGAGAGGACAUCUCUUCGCUGUUUCCAGAGCAAACGCCGUGUGCCAAAUACAAAGAUUUAAGCGGUCAGUUUUCCACCGUCAGACAAGUGCGCGGAGAUGGAAACUGCUUCUACAGAGCGCUGUGCUUCGCCCACCUGGAGUCGGUGCUGCACAACGCCAGGGCUUUGCAGAGAUUUAAGGAGACAGUUGUUCGCACCUAUGAGGACUUUUCUUCUGCGGGAUUCGACGAGACGUCCUUCAAGCAUCACCUGAACACAGUCGUCGACGUGGUGGAGCGGUGCCAGGCUGACGAGCAGGAAGACACGCUGCUCCGGCUGUUCAACGAGCAGAUGACGUCCGACAGCGUGGUGCAGUACCUCCGGCUGCUCACCUCAGCCCACCUGCAGAACCAGGCCGAGUUCUUCUGCAACUUUGUGGAGGCCCCCAACCUCCUAGUCUACUGUCAGCAAGAAGUGGAGACCAUGGCGAUGGAGUGUGAUCACGUGGACAUCCUAGCUCUGUCCCAGGCCCUGGAUAUUUGCAUCCACAUUGUUUCCAUGGAGGGCGAUGAACAGCAGGUGGCUCACCAUGUCAUUCCAGAAGGCGCCGAACCCUCCCUGCACCUCCUCUACCAAACGUCACAUUAUAACAUUCUCUACCCGCGACCUCAACACUGACCGGAGACCCACGAGGACUCUGCUUCACUCAGGAAAAGUGACACUGGUGGAAUAAAAAUCCCCACUGGGCUUUGAGACACUUCCCAAAACAGGUUUAUAUAAAGUCUUGCAGUGUACAGCGGGUCAACAUUUGCAAUUACAUUUUGGGUUUUUGCACAUUGUGCAAUAAGUAUUUGAACAAAUCGAAAUGAAUUCAUGAAAACCCAUUUACGUGACAUCAACAUUCACACAAAGCGUGUCAAAGAUGGCUUCUCUAAAAACACACAUUCCAUCAACAUGUCACUGCUGCUGCUCCUUUUUCCGCUGCUGCGCACCCGCUUUCUUCUUCAACUUCCGUUUGUCCUCCUGGGUCGAAAGACUGGUGAGGGCAUUUCCCCUCCCACCUACGGGCAGGUGAGGCAUGGAGAGCCUUCCCAUUUGAGUGGGGUACUUGGACUUAUUCAUAUUCCUGAAUACCGGCUGGGAGAUCAGAUGCUUCAGAUGCUUUUUCAUCCCUUUCACCGCCCUCUGCUGCCCUCGGUCACCACCGUCGUCGUCGUUUCCUCUGCCUGCGGACAUAAGAUGGUAUACUCAGUUGUCUGUAUUGGAACAAUUUUAAAUAAAGUGAAACCUGGUGCAGAACA